CAAAGCCCGUCAAACCACACAGAAAUGAGAGCUUCUUCAGUUAUUAGCUUCCAGCAGUCGGUGGCAAGCAACCUUAAGCGUCCAUGGCAAACCUUUAAAGAUGGCCAGAUCUGGUACGGAUUGACCAAAAGAGGGUCCAAGAGACACCCGUUGACCGGAAAACAAGGAAACAAGCAUUUCUACAAGGGUACCGGCUCUACCGGUUACGGUAAGCUUAACUCCAUGGGAGUCUACGUUAUGGACUGGAAAAAGGUCAGAACAUAUGUCGUCCCCGCGGAGCUCAACUCUUCGGAUCUCAAGGCCUUGGUUUCUCCCAAAGUGCCCCAAGUUUUGCAGACUUUCAAGGGGUACACCGACGGGUUCAAGGACCCCCAACUCGCAUGGCACAACAUCAAGGACUUUAUUGAAUUUGGUGAAAACUACAACGACCGCGAUUUAGAGAAAACGCAGUACUUGGAGGAGCACGUGCACCCGGACAUCGUCGCUGCAGAGCAGGCGGAGAACACGGUCAGCCAAUAGGUUUUGGAAACAUGUAUAUAGAUAAUGAGAACGUGAUGGGUUUUUGGUUUUGUUGUAAAUUUCAAGGCUCUUUACAAAUGUUGGACUUGUUCUUCAUCUUUUGAAGUAUGAUAAAUAGUAUGAAUCUUGAACAUGCCCUGGGGAUCAAAGCCAAUAUCUGGUCAAAGAUGAGACACUUGAGAUUUGGGUUCUUUGUUGAUACAGAGUGAAUGUUCUGAAGCGUUCGUGUGUGGAGUCAGCUGUAG
This is a messenger RNA of Metschnikowia bicuspidata var. bicuspidata NRRL YB-4993, 764 nucleotides long. It is a transcript of the gene MRPL27, whose product is annotated as mitochondrial 54S ribosomal protein mL41. NCBI's taxonomy places the organism in Eukaryota, Fungi, Ascomycota, Pichiomycetes, Serinales, Metschnikowiaceae. Gene Ontology annotation, molecular function: structural constituent of ribosome. Gene Ontology annotation, cellular component: mitochondrial large ribosomal subunit. The record is from RefSeq and is a predicted model, not a curated record. Gene Ontology annotation, biological process: translation. The coding region runs from base 25 to 519 and encodes 164 amino acids. The transcript has a single exon.